GCCUGGGAGUGGGGCGGGGCUCCUGGAGGCGUGCUGCAGCCACGUCCCGCGGUACCCCGGAGAAGCCGACCCCUGUGGCUUGGAGAUCCUCAGGGUUGCAGACAUGUCCGAGGUGAAGAGCCGGAAGAAGCCGGGACCCAAGGGGGCUGCCGCCGAGCCCGAGAAGCGGAGCGAUGGCAGGAAGAACCCCGAAGCACGGGGCGGCGCGGGCUGGGCGGACCCCCGCACCGGGCUCAGCCUGCUGUCGCUGGCGACGUGCCUGGGCCUGGCCUGGCUUGUAUUUCAGCAGUCGGAAAAGUUUUCGAAGAUGGAAAACCAAUACCAGUUACUGCAAAUGGAAAGCAGUGAGUUUCAAGGACUACAGAAUAAAAUCAGUUUAAUUUCAGACAAGCUUGAGUCUACUGAAAGUAUCCUGCAGGAAGCUACAUCGUCCAUGGUUCUGAUGACCCAGUUUGAACAGGAAGUAUCUGGCCUCCAAAGAUCCAUACAGGACAUUGAGAAUAGUGAAGAGAUGCUCACACAGAAGAUGCAAAACCUUACUGAGAAAUUCCAGAACAUUACAAAUUUCUGGAAGAGAACCCUGGCAGAAAUGAGGAAUACUACAACCAUUCUCAAAUCAGAAGCGAAGCAUAUACAUUCUCAAGUAACCGUGGAAAUUAACUCAGCCGAGCAAGAAAUGAAAUUACUCAGUGAACAGCUAAAAGAUUUGGAAGACAGCACCCUGAGAAACAUCAGAACAGUAAGCAGGCAAGAAGAGGAGGACCUUCUCCGAGUACAGGCACAGCUGAGCUCUGAUUCGAAAGCAGUUGAGAAGCUGGAAGAAGAGCAUCGUGCUCUCCUAGCCAGACAUGAAGAUUUGACCAGUAAACUUGCCAACUUCGAACCCAAAGUUGAGGAGUGCAGGGCACAUUUGCCAGCUAUAGAAAAUGGGAUCCACUCUGUUCUCAGAGUCUCUCAGGAUCUGAUGGGGACAGAAAAGAAAAUGGAAGACCUUACUCUGCAGAUGUUUAACAUGGAAGAUGACAUGCUAAGGGCAGUGUCUGAUAUAAUGGAGAUGCAGAAGACCCUGGAGGGAAUUCAGUAUGACAAUAGCAUAUUAAAGAUGCAGAACGAACUGGUUGUUCUAAAAGGGAAAGUUCACGAUUUCAUAGCCUAUUCAAGUGCAAGAGAGAAGGGGACUUUGGGGAAAUAUGACCUAGAAAAUAAGGGAGCUGAUGAUUAUUAAGUUCCCUGUACACUUUUGAUGGACUGUAUUAUUCAGUGGAAAUCAGUCAGUUCUACGUUUUUUUAGUCAUUUUGCUCUGCCUCACUUUAUAGAGAAUAAGUGGAGUAUGGACCACAUAGAGUGUGCACAUAAUCAAAGUUCUCUCUUUUUAAGCUCUAAAACUUAUUUUAACCAUUUUAAAUAGAAAUAGUUCUGCUGGGAGGUGGUGGCG
This is a messenger RNA of Onychomys torridus (southern grasshopper mouse), 1436 nucleotides long. It is a transcript of the gene Ikbip, whose product is annotated as IKBKB interacting protein. The coding region runs from base 104 to 1225 and encodes 373 amino acids. The transcript is spliced from 3 exons. The record is from RefSeq and is a predicted model, not a curated record. NCBI's taxonomy places the organism in Eukaryota, Metazoa, Chordata, Mammalia, Rodentia, Cricetidae.